Messenger RNA from Ailuropoda melanoleuca (giant panda), 1808 nucleotides. It is a transcript of the gene CA2, whose product is annotated as carbonic anhydrase 2. Gene Ontology annotation, cellular component: cytoplasm; plasma membrane; apical part of cell. The record is from RefSeq and is a predicted model, not a curated record. Lineage: Eukaryota; Metazoa; Chordata; Mammalia; Carnivora; Ursidae. Gene Ontology annotation, molecular function: zinc ion binding; carbonate dehydratase activity. Gene Ontology annotation, biological process: regulation of intracellular pH; carbon dioxide transport. The coding region runs from base 247 to 1119 and encodes 290 amino acids. The transcript is spliced from 8 exons.
CGCCCCCGGUGCCUCACCCUCCUGACCCGCCCCAAGCUCUGGGAGAUCACCUCCGCCCGUCACCUCCUCCUCCCCUCAUCCAGGUCCACCCGGGGCUCCCUCCCCUGGGCCGCCCCCGAACACGAAGUUGGCGGGAGCCUAUAAAAGCCGGUGACGGAGCGACCCGCGGACACACGGUGCAGGCGCCCGAGCAGCCGCCGCUAGAACGGCGCCAACUCCUGCCCUGCCUCGACUUGCGGCACGACCAUGGCCCAUCACUGGGGAUACGGCAAGCACAACGGACCGGAGCACUGGUAUAAGGACUUCCCCAUUGCCAAGGGACAGCGCCAGUCCCCUGUUGACAUCGACACCAAAGCAGCCAUUCAUGACCCUGCCCUGAAGGCUUUGUGUCCUACCUAUGAACAAGCGGUUUCUCAGAGGGUCAUCAACAACGGUCACUCUUUCAACGUGGAAUUUGAUGACUCCCAGGACAAUGCAGCACCUAUGACUCCAGACCGAACCCAGCAGAGAAGUAUCACUGUGCUCAGAAAACAGAUGGGAAAAGCACCCAUCCUUCAAGCCACCACAAUGCUGAAAGGAGGACCCCUCACUGGCACUUACAGAUUGAUUCAGUUUCACUUUCACUGGGGUUCAUCUGAUGGGCAAGGUUCUGAGCAUACUGUGGAUAAAAAGAAAUAUGCUGCAGAGCUUCACUUGGUUCAUUGGAACACCAAAUAUGGGGAUUUUGGAAAAGCCGUGCAGCAACCUGAUGGACUGGCUGUUUUGGGUAUUUUUUUGAAGAUUGGUGAUGCCAGACCAGGCCUACAAAAAGUCCUCGAUGCACUGGAUUCCAUAAAAACAAAGGGUAAGAGUGCUGACUUCACUAACUUUGAUCCUCGUGGCCUCCUUCCUGAAAGUUUGGACUACUGGACCUACCCAGGCUCACUGACCACUCCUCCCCUUCUGGAAUGCGUGACCUGGAUUGUGCUCAAGGAGCCUAUCAGCGUUAGCAGUGAGCAGAUGCUGAAAUUCCGUAGGCUUAAUUUCAAUAAGGAGGGCGAGCCUGAGGAACUGAUGGUGGACAAUUGGCGCCCAGCUCAGCCGCUGCACAACAGACAGAUUAACGCAUCCUUCAAAUAAGAUGCCCCCGAGCCCACGUCCAAAUAGUGGAUCUUUGGGCUUCCCUUAGCUAAGCACAAAUCUACCUUGGUGAAUCGGACCUUCGCUGCUUUGCAUCUGGUUUUCUAGAUCCUUUAUCUCUCACCUGUUGUGCUUAUUAGCAAAACGUGAAGAACUUGACCAGUUGUCAUGCUUGACCGAAUUGCUGUGACUGGUGCUUUGCUUCUGGUAAUAGCCUUUCUGUACUAGAGAAUAUAAUAUAAAGAAUAGGAGAAAAAAGCAUCUUGACUUUGUUCGUAGCACAUGGGGAGAUGAGCACUGACAAUUGUUCACAAAAAUGCUGAUUUUAAAACAUAGGAAAGUAGAAUGAUUGAGUGCAAAUCCAUACCAUGAGAUAAAUUGAGCUGUGUAACGUAAAUCAGGUGAAAUAGUCAUGAUUCUAUGUAAUAAAUAAGAUUAAAUAAAUGUUCAUGAUUCUGAGAUGUUAUAUUAAAGAAAAAAAUUUUUAAUUCUUAUAUAUUUGUAGCAAUGUUAUCUUGAAAAUGAAUUAUGUUGUAAUUUAGUGACUUUUGAAUUACAGAGAUGUAAAUGAAGUAUUAUCUGUAAAAAUUGUUAUAAUUAUAGUUGUGAUACAGAGUAUAUUUCCAUUCAAAUAAUAUAUCAUAACUUAAUAAAUAUUGUAUUUUAGAUAUAUUCUCUAAUAAAAUUUG